CUCAAAUCUCUUUCAACCUCCACCCCUCCCAUCGUUGUCAUAAGACCCCCUCCUUUCUCUUUCAUCAUGUCCUUGUGCCAGUGACCCCAUGCGUCUCUGAAGAAAAUGGCCUGCAAUGGGAUGGCUUCCCACUCCUUUCCUCCUAACUUCACGCUUCAGAUGCAAACACCCUAUGAAGAGGAGCACCCACUCCCAACCUCUCUCAACCCCAUCCUCCCUACCACCUCAUGCACCAACCUCCAGGAUUUCAGAGGUGUGGGCCCAAUGCUGGGGAGGAUAUCCAUGUCCUUUUCGGGUAUGGAGGCCUGCGAGGAGAUGAAUGCCGACGAUGACUUAUCCGAUGAGUGCUCGCAGGCAGGGGAGAAGAAGAAGAGGCUCAACAUGGAGCAGGUGAGGACUUUGGAGAAGAACUUCGAGCUGGGGAACAAGCUGGAGCCCGAGAGAAAAAUACAGCUGGCCAAAGCCCUUGGGCUGCGGCCAAGGCAGGUGGCCAUAUGGUUCCAGAACAGGAGGGCCAGGUGGAAGACCAAGCAAAUGGAGAAGGACUAUGAUGUGCUCAAGAGGCAGUUUGAGGCCAUCAAGUCAGAGAAUGAUGCUCUACAAGCCCAGAACAAGAAACUACAAGCUGAGAUCUUGGCUCUCAAGGGCAGAGAAGCAUCAGAACUCAUCAACCUCAAUAAGGAAACUGAAGGUUCUUGCAGCAAUAGAAGUGAGAACAGCUCGGAGAUCAACUUAGAUAUUUCGAGAACAUCAGCCACUGAAAGUCCCCUAAAUCCUCACCAAAGCAUACCUUUCUUCCCAUCAAUUAGGCCAGCAGACAUAGAUCAGCUCCUCCAAAGCUCUUCCAGACCAGAGCUCCAAUGCCCCAAGAUCGAACAAGGCAUCCCAGAUGGAACCUAUGGCAACUUGUUAUGCAGCAUGGAAGAACAAGCUUCAUUCUGGCCAUGGUCAGAUCACCAAGGUUUCCAUUGAUCUAUUUCAUUGAUUUCAUUGGUAAUGUAUCGAGUGCUGCCCACUUGAUCAGUCUCCAUUCUCUGGAUGGACUUAAUCUUGGGCUUUGAAUCCAAGCAAAUGGUGUAUGAAA
Elaeis guineensis (African oil palm) is the source of this 1084-nucleotide messenger RNA. Its product is annotated as homeobox-leucine zipper protein HOX21. Lineage: Eukaryota; Viridiplantae; Streptophyta; Magnoliopsida; Arecales; Arecaceae. Gene Ontology annotation, molecular function: sequence-specific DNA binding; DNA-binding transcription factor activity, RNA polymerase II-specific. Gene Ontology annotation, biological process: positive regulation of DNA-templated transcription. Gene Ontology annotation, cellular component: nucleus. The record is from RefSeq and is a predicted model, not a curated record.